GAGAAUUGAAUACUCUACCCUAAGUCCCACCGUAACCAUUUCUGCAUAUUUGUUCUAGCACCUUCUUUCUUCCUCGUUCUCGUUUUCUUCUACAGUUCAACACCACGCUCUGAACCCGUAACAUCUCACCACCGCUCUUAGGUUUCAAACUCCAGUCUCAGUUCACUUCUCUCCGGAAGUUAACCGUAUCUCUUUUCCUUUGCUUACGAGCUUCUCAUUCUUCAACAAUGUCGACGGUAAUGCAGAAAAUCAAAGACAUAGAAGAUGAGAUGGCAAAGACUCAAAAGAACAAGGCUACCGCUCAUCAUUUGGGGUUACUGAAGGCUAAACUUGCAAAACUGCGGAGGGAACUCCUUACACCUACAACUAAGGGAGGUGGCGGUGCUGGUGAAGGUUUUGAUGUUACUAAAAGUGGGGAUGCAAGAGUUGGUCUCGUGGGCUUCCCGUCAGUUGGAAAGUCUACUCUGCUGAAUAAAUUGACUGGGACAUUUUCAGAGGUUGCUUCCUAUGAGUUCACUACACUAACUUGCAUUCCAGGUGUGAUCACAUAUCGUGGAGCAAAAAUUCAGUUGCUGGAUCUCCCUGGAAUUAUUGAGGGCGCCAAGGAUGGAAAGGGAAGAGGAAGGCAGGUUAUUAGUACUGCAAGGACAUGCAAUUGUAUUUUAAUUGUUCUCGAUGCAAUAAAACCAAUUACUCACAAGCGUCUUAUUGAAAAAGAGCUAGAAGGAUUUGGUAUAAGGUUAAACAAAGAGCCACCAAACCUGACUUUCAGGAGGAAAGAAAAGGGUGGGAUUAAUUUCACCUCAACUGCUACAAACACCCAUCUAGAUCUUGAUACCGUGAAGGCUAUAUGUAGCGAGUACAGAAUUCAUAAUGCAGAUAUUACUUUAAGGUACGAUGCCACUGCGGAUGACCUUAUAGAUGUCAUUGAGGGCAGCAGAGUAUACACACCAUGCAUCUAUGUUGUGAACAAGAUUGAUCAGAUUACACUUGAGGAACUGGAGAUCUUGGAUAAGCUUCCUCAUUACUGCCCUGUCAGUGCACACCUGGAGUGGAACCUUGAUGGGCUCCUGGAUAAAGUUUGGGAGUAUCUCAAUUUAACUCGUAUUUAUACUAAACCUAAAGGUAUGAAUCCUGAUUACGAAGACCCUGUAAUAUUGUCAUCUAAGAAGAAGACAGUUGAAGAUUUCUGCGAUCGCAUUCACAAGGACAUGCUUAAACAGUUUAAGUAUGCUCUGGUCUGGGGUUCAAGUGCAAAACACAAGCCUCAGAGAGUCGGCAAGGAACAUGAACUUGAAGACGAAGACGUUGUUCAGAUCAUCAAGAAAGUAUGAACACAGUCAGACUUCCAAAAACCGACAACAUUGCCUGCAUGAGAUACUAGAGGAUGUCUGAGCAAAGGGUUAUUGGAUCACACUCCAAUUACUCGUUACUCGUUUCUUAUUCAGAUAGGGAUUAGGUGAAAUAUACAAAAUUUGAUGGGUAGUUAAACCAUUUGUUGUUGAGUGGUGCUGUUUUCCUGUUGGUUUUGGAAGUUAUGCGUCUUGUGGGAUUAUACAUGUCUCUAACAGAGUAAUUGGGGCCUGUUUUUUGUGAAGACUACAACUUGCUGGAUAUUUAGUAAGCACUGUGAUUGUUAGUUCUAGGUGGAUAUUCGGGUAUGCAUAUGCAUAUGCUGGACAAUCUUAAUGAAAUUACGCAUCAGUUUGGUACUGCAUUCAUGUAAAAUUUCAUUUAUGCUCAACCGUCUUAA
Messenger RNA from Medicago truncatula (barrel medic), 1753 nucleotides. RefSeq names its product developmentally-regulated G-protein 3. Lineage: Eukaryota; Viridiplantae; Streptophyta; Magnoliopsida; Fabales; Fabaceae. The record is from RefSeq and is a predicted model, not a curated record. Bases 228 to 1334 code for a protein of 368 amino acids. The transcript has 10 exons. Gene Ontology annotation, molecular function: GTP binding; GTPase activity.